This is a messenger RNA of Lobosporangium transversale, 1974 nucleotides long. RefSeq names its product P-loop containing nucleoside triphosphate hydrolase protein. The coding region runs from base 1 to 1974 and encodes 657 amino acids. Gene Ontology annotation, cellular component: mitochondrial inner membrane. The record is from RefSeq and is a predicted model, not a curated record. Gene Ontology annotation, molecular function: ATP binding; ABC-type transporter activity; ATP hydrolysis activity. NCBI's taxonomy places the organism in Eukaryota, Fungi, Mortierellomycota, Mortierellomycetes, Mortierellales, Mortierellaceae. Gene Ontology annotation, biological process: intracellular iron ion homeostasis; transmembrane transport. The transcript is spliced from 5 exons.
AUGCGUCAAACUAGUCCGCGUCUCGAUGCUAAAAAAGAAGGCAUUAAUACAGGAUUUGGGUCGAAAUCCUCUGCAGACACAGGCGCAGGCGCAGCUGCUGCUAUUAAAUCAUCAAAGCCUUUGUCACAGCCUGUUAAUGCAUCUGGCUCGAAGACUUUAGAAGGAACAGCCAGCAAUGCAGAACAAAACCGAUUGGACUGGAAGAUCUUUAAAGAUCUGUCAACCUACAUUUGGCCUAAAGAUGAUCGUGGUGUUAAGAUCCGUGUCGUGGCCGCAUUGGGACUGUUGGUUACCGGAAAGAUCUUGAACGUCCAGGUGCCUUUCUUUUUUAAAGAAAUUAUUGACAAGCUGAACGUUGAAUUUCCAGCCGAGGCCACUGUCCUUGGUGUCGUAGGUGCCGUUAUCUUGGGUUAUGGAUUGGCUCGGGCGGGAUCAUCCAUCUUUGGUGAACUUCGCAACGCUGUUUUUGCUGCGGUGGCUCAAAAGGCUAUCCGACGUGUUUCUGCAAACGUCUUUGAACAUCUGCAUCGCCUUGAUAUGUCGUUCCAUUUGACAAAGCAAACUGGAGGUCUUAGUCGCGCUAUCGAUCGAGGAACAAAAGGCAUUAGCUUCUUGCUCUCGUCCAUGGUUUUUCAUCUCUUACCUACUGCGCUGGAAAUCACGAUGGUCUGCAGUAUCCUAACCUAUCAGUUUGGCCCAUCCUUUGCUGCUGUUACCGCUGCGACCAUGGCGGCAUAUGCUUGGUUCACUGUUCAGACCACUGCAUGGAGGACAAAGUUCAGAAAGCAAGCCAAUGCAGCCGAUAACCAGGCUGCAACGGUCGCUGUGGAGUCUUUGCUUAAUUUCGAGUCUGUUAAGUAUUUCAACAAUGAAGGAUUCGAGUUGAAGCAAUAUGACGAGGCAUUAGCGAAUUAUGAAAAGGCAUCGCUUAAGAUUGCUUCCAGUUUGGCGUUUCUGAAUGCAGGGCAGAAUGUGAUUUUCUCAACCAGUCUGACUGCCAUGAUGUAUCUCGCUGCCCAGGGGGUUCUCGCUGGAACAAUGACCGUUGGAGAUGUGGUCAUGAUCAAUCAACUCGUAUUCCAGUUAUCGUUGCCCCUCAACUUUCUAGGAUCUGUUUAUCGUGAACUGCGUCAAGCUUUAAUCGACAUGGAGACAAUGUUCAACCUCCAGAGUGUCCAUGUUAAGGUCCAAGAUAAACCCGGCGCAAAGGCGUUACAGUUGGCCGCCAAGGGAGGAGAGCUGCGAUUCGAGGACGUUGUCUUUGGUUACCAUCCUGAUCGGCCGAUCCUGAAAGGCGUCAGUUUUGUAGUCCCUGCUGGCAAAAAGGUUGCUAUUGUUGGCCCAUCUGGCUGUGGAAAAUCAACACUCCUUCGACUUCUCUUCCGCUUCUAUGAUCCUCAGAGCGGCAAUGUGUAUAUUGAUAACCAAAAUAUUCGUGAUGUGACACUGGAUAGUUUGCGAUCCCAAAUUGGUGUGGUCCCACAGGAGACAGCGCUUUUCAACACGACGAUUAAGCGCAACAUUCACUAUGGUCGAGUGACAGCAACGGACGAAGAAGUUAUUCAGGCUGCGAAGCGUGCUCAUAUCCAUGAAGCCAUCAUGAAGUUACCUGAACAAUAUGAAACCAAAGUUGGAGAGCGCGGCUUGAUGCUAUCGGGUGGAGAGAAGCAGCGUGUGGCGCUCUCAAGAGCUAUUCUGAAAAAUUCGCCCAUCAUGUUCUUUGACGAAGCGACAUCGGCCUUGGACACUCAUACAGAACAAGGAUUGCUUGCUAAUAUCCGAUCUGUCCUUCAGGAGAAGGGCGGCACUAGCAUGUUUGUUGCUCAUCGACUGAGGACUAUUGCUGACGCAGAUGAGAUUAUUGUCUUGAAGGAUGGUCAAAUUGCGGAACGUGGUCGUCAUGAAGAGUUGCUCAAGAAGGAUGGUAUUUACCGACACAUGUGGGAUACACAGGAAGGGGAGGCAAUUUUCUAA